UCUCUCUCUAUCUGAUUCUCCCUCUCUCUUUUUCUCUCCUUCUCUCUCAUUUGUUUUCAUUCUAUUAUUAACUAUCGUCUAUUUAUCUCUUUAAGCGGGUGAGGAUAGUGUAAUGUAUAUGCUGUGCUGAACUAUGUAUCUGUGUAUCAGGAAGUGGUUUGUUAUAUAAGGAAGUGUGUGGCAACCUAUCCAAGGCGGCCGGGUACAGCAGCAGGACUCCCAAGGAUUAUUCCCUGCAUCAGGACACGCACUCACCCCUCUAAGACGUCAGCGGGAAGGACGACGACUUCAACAACAUAAAUCAUCAUCAUCAUCAUAAUCAGAGAAGAACGUCAGCAGUAUCAACAGCAACAACACAGCAUUAGGUGCUGCGUCACGUGAGGGUCCUCGACAAUACACUUAACUGGAGGUGACGUCUUCGUCGAGGUGCGCCAGGAGUAAGGGCCUUCAGAUCAAGUGUCCAACAGAAAAACCAUACACCAGGGGAGGUCACGGUGAAGGCGAGAACGAGGUGUGUGAGGCAGGUGUAGUGGUCGUAGUACAGGUCAAGUGAUACUGUCCCAGGAUAAUGACCAGUCCAGACCUGUAUGGUGACCCGGGAAAGGUGAGUAAUUGUUCCCUCAUGUGUCAAGAAUGUCAGGGGAGGGAAGAGUCGUCGUGGGAGGCUGUCAUGACCGCGCUGGUGACGAAGGAGGCAGGGGUCAUGGCGGUGUUGUGUGGGGCGGGUCUGGUGACCAAUACCCUCGCUGUGUCUCUCAUGGUGGCCUCCAUCACUCACCUGCACCACACCUCCUGGUACCUCAUCAACAGGGCCAUCGCUGACAUGCUCUUCCUCCUGACCGUUCCCGUCGACGCUGGGACGCACCUGCAGGACUCGUGGCUGUAUGGGUCUGUAAUGUGCCAGAUGCGUUCGACGGUCGCCAUCAUGGCACCCCUACUGAGCUCUGUCUUCCUGGUAGCUAUCAGUAGUAGCUGGUACCUUGAUGCCUGUAAACCAAACCUCGAUGCCAAAUAUCGCUCCAUUCUGCUGAAGGUGGUGUCCGCAGUGUGCUGGUUUGGCUGCAUUGUCUUCACCAUCCCAACGUUUCUCCAGUCUGAGGUGUUCAUGGAGGUGUCACGGGUACGUUUCCACUGUGUGUCGCUGCCGCUGUCUGAAGACACGAUCUUAGGUCAAGUCCUUCGUCUUGAAAUAAUAUUCCUGGUGUUCGCAAUUCCUUUCGUGAUUAGUUGGGUGUUUGUCAGCCUCGUCCACCAAGUACACAAGAACCAGACCAACGUCCUCCCCCAGCCGAGCACCUCCGAGGCCGCCCCGUCACAGCCAGGCCCAAAGCUGCCCUACAGACUACUCAUAACCCUACUGGUGGCAUUCACAGGGUGCCAGGGACCCUACUGGCUUGUGUACCUGGUGCGGGAGUUACUGCGACAUGUUGAAUUCAGUGCGGGCGCCAUGAUGAUGUUCCCGGUCACCAUGUGUCUGCCAGCCCUCAACGCCGCCAUCAACCCUCUUCUGUGCAUCUACUUCUUGAGGGACCUGAGGAAGGACAAGCCCAAGGUCAACAAGACCCACCAGCCCGAGAUGAUAGCUCUCUUCACCCUCUGAUCUGAGCUCCAACAUCACUCUGCCACGAGGGCACUGCCAUGGUACCAUUGCUAACAAUAUAGUGCCACAGCUACCAAUAUGAUCCGUAGAAGCCAACCAUAGUGCCACAGCUACCAAUAUGAUCCGUAGAAGCCAACCAUAGUGCCACAGCUACCAA
This is a messenger RNA of Homarus americanus (American lobster), 1757 nucleotides long. Its product is annotated as bombesin receptor subtype-3-like. Gene Ontology annotation, molecular function: peptide binding; G protein-coupled receptor activity. Gene Ontology annotation, cellular component: neuron projection; membrane. Gene Ontology annotation, biological process: G protein-coupled receptor signaling pathway. The transcript has 2 exons. The coding region runs from base 569 to 1600 and encodes 343 amino acids. The record is from RefSeq and is a predicted model, not a curated record. NCBI's taxonomy places the organism in Eukaryota, Metazoa, Arthropoda, Malacostraca, Decapoda, Nephropidae.